UUCACUACGUGGAACUUGACGUCAACGCGCCGCGGCGGCAGGAGGGAGCGGCUCUGGUAGAGCGACGUAGAGAGAGAGCGGGAGAGAGAGAGAGCGAGAGCGAGAGCAGCGAAGCGGGCGGACGGACGGGUGGAUGACUCAGACAGACAGACAGACAGGAUGCGUGAAUACAAAUUGGUAGUUUUAGGAUCAGGAGGAGUUGGAAAGUCGGCUCUGACCGUCCAGUUUGUCCAGGGGAUCUUUGUGGAGAAAUACGACCCGACGAUAGAGGACUCCUACAGGAAGCAAGUCGAGGUGGAUGGACAACAAUGUAUGCUGGAGAUCCUGGACACAGCAGGGACAGAGCAGUUCACGGCGAUGAGAGACCUGUACAUGAAGAACGGUCAGGGCUUCGCUCUCGUCUACUCCAUCACGGCUCAGUCGACCUUCAAUGACCUUCAGGACCUCCGGGAGCAGAUCCUCCGAGUGAAGGACACCGAGGACGUUCCCAUGAUCCUCGUGGGGAAUAAGUGCGACCUGGAGGUGGAGCGGGUCGUCGCCAAGGAGUCAGGCAUCGGCCUCGCCCGCCAGUGGAACUCCUGCGCCUUCCUGGAGACUUCGGCCAAGAGCAAGAUCAACGUGAACGAGAUCUUCUAUGACCUCGUGCGACAGAUCAACAGGAAGAGUCCAGUUCAAGGGAAAACUCGCAAAAAGUCCAACUGCCAACUUCUCUAAUAACAGUUUCCCGCCAACCUGACCGACAACCAACCAAUCACAGGACAUCUUCCAGCUGGCCAACCCCCCUCCCCCUUUUAACACAACCCACAUCACCAUCAACGUCAGCCACCCCUGAACCCCGUUGCCGUGACGACCACACUUCCCAUCCCUGUUCACCUCGCAGUCCAAACAGACUGUUGCCUUGGAAACACUGGAACCAAACUCCAAAAGACUGCAACCGGCCAUGAUGAUGAUGAUGAAGAUAUUGAAAUGGAGGGAUGGGAUGGGGGGGGGGGGGUUGUCCAAACAACUGCCCAUUUCCCAUCAUGCUCUCUGCUAGGCCACUUUGCCGCCUUUGCCUUUAAUUUGACGUGUUCAUUUUUUUUCCAACUGGCCUGAACCUGUGGAUCCAUUCAGUGAUUAUUAUUUGUAUUAUUAUGAUUAUGUGUGGAAAAAAAUAUAUAAAAGUCAGUUAAUGUUUUUAAUUUUGCGGGGUCCGGGGGGUUAGCGGGUGCAGCAGGUCAGGUGGUCAGCUCGCCGCGCGCCGCUUACUUAAGCUAGCCGACAGCUUGGCAAAAUCUAGAGAAAAUGCUAACUUUCCAAAUAUGCUUAUUGCCACAGCUUUAAUUACGCUUACGUAGGUUGAGGCGCUCUGGUUAGCAUCGCAGCGUUUUGUCAGGUGUGAGUAUUUUAAAUACAUUCCUCAGGAGGACAGAAUGCUAACUAUGCUAACGCUCUCCUUGUGGAGUGUCAACAUGGAAAAGCUAACAAAGCUAAACAUGGCGCUUGUAAACAGCGAUGCGUUUCCAAACAUCAAAAUAAAACUUGAGUAUGGAAACAGCCAAUGUCAGAUAUAUUUGGUGAAGCUAACAAGGCCACUUAAAGUGAACAAAUGCCACCUGCCGUGCACCUGUGCUAACCGUUAGCGUAGCAGCGCGGCGAGCUGACUCCAGACCUGCUCAGGGUGGACAUGUUGCCUUAGUCAGCAGACUCACACUGGUCGUGUGUGUGUGUGUGUGUGUGUGUGUGUGUGUGUGUGUGUGUGUGUGUGUGUGUGUGUGUGUGUGUGUGUGUGUGUGUGUGUGUGUGUGUGUGUGUGUGUGUGUGUGUGUGUGUGUGUGUGUGUGUGUGUGUGUGUGUGUGUGUUCUGUCGGGCAGCCAACAGGUGUUGUUGAUGUGAUUAUAAAUCAAACUGUUACCUGAAUGUUAACUCAAUCGAGAGGGAAGUGCUGUAAUACUCAAUGCUACCACGUUAGCAUACACUGGGCGCAGCGGUAGCUAAAGUGUUAGCAUGGACGCCCUCUUCCGUCAGUGUUUCUUUUUUAACAGUAGCGGCCAUUGAAAGCGCCCGAGAGGCCGUAGUAUGCUGGCUUAAAAGCGGAAGCCCCGCCCCCUAAUAUAUUUGUGGGCGUGGCCUGUGAAGCAUCAGCCACAAAAAAAAGGAACGUUUUGCUUACCUGUCUUUGUGUGAAAUGUGAGGCUCAGUGACCACUGUGAGUACUGCUGUGCAGUGUUGUACUACCGGGACGUAGUACUGACCCUAACCGUCAGUAUCCGGUAUCCCGCAGUACACCGUCAUGUAGCAUGUUGAUGUUUGUCAGUUCUCAGUCUGACCUCCGGGGGGCGCUGCGACUGUUUGCAUGCCCAGCGGGCCGAAGGGUCUGCUUGCAGCUGUGAUGCAUCAUUGCAAAUGAAAAAACUGGUUCCAUGCUAACACGCUAGCAUGCUAACAAAUAGGCAGGCCAGUGACACUUUUCGGGGAAACUCACAUCAUGACUCCUAGAUGUCCCACCUGUCCUCAGCCAAUCAAAUCAGCGCCUGCGACCUCUUUGGCUUCCGGUGUUUGUACCUGCGGAGCAUUCGUCAGUUCAUUGUGACUUCUGUGGCAGUGAUGAUUGACAGCUCAGCCCAAACUUGUGUGUGUGUGUCUGCAUGUGUGAAGAAGGUUGGGCAGAUCCAGAGGCCUCAGGAUGCUCGGUUGUCAGACAUUCUUUCACAACGUUCCACUUUGGGAGGGUCGGCCCUCGAAGACGUUCCCGGUGUUGAGAUUGUGACGUUCAAACUUUCUCGCUCCACCUUUCAUACAAAUUGUCCAAAGGAUCCCGAUGGUUCUCUCGAGGUUGUCUGACAAACGUUAUUGUGUAUUUUUUCACUUUUUUACAGCGAGGCUAGCGGUUUCCCUCUGCUUUCAUUCUUUGUGCUAAGCUAGGCUAAAUGCACCCUGGACCUAUUUCUGAAGAGAUUUAAGCUCUUCCCAUCUUAGUUUCUGUAAAACGUUCAGAAGUCGCACCGAAGGGACGAAUGCGACCGCAGCCAAAAGGCAAACUGAGUCAUUUAAAGAAGAAAUGAUUUUACAUUACUGAAAUAAUCUGCUUCAUUUUCUCUGUAUGGCAUGACCAGUGAAAUGUAAAAGGAACCAGUUCAGCCAGUGCAAACACCUGGUUGAAUUCCCGUUUCCAGUCUGCUGAAUCAUCUCGGAGUUUUAACUGGGAAAAGAUUGGUCUGAACUGGUUUCUUCCCGUACAGAAAGCCUGAGGGGGGGGGAAGCCAAAUGUAAACUAAAAACUAAAAAGCCUUAAAUGAAUAAAAGUGGUGCGAUUUUGUAACA
Pungitius pungitius (ninespine stickleback) is the source of this 3304-nucleotide messenger RNA. RefSeq names its product ras-related protein Rap-1b-like. Gene Ontology annotation, molecular function: GTP binding; GDP binding; GTPase activity. The record is from RefSeq and is a predicted model, not a curated record. Gene Ontology annotation, biological process: cellular response to cAMP; negative regulation of synaptic vesicle exocytosis; Rap protein signal transduction. NCBI's taxonomy places the organism in Eukaryota, Metazoa, Chordata, Actinopteri, Perciformes, Gasterosteidae. Bases 160 to 714 code for a protein of 184 amino acids. The transcript has 8 exons. Gene Ontology annotation, cellular component: plasma membrane.